GGGAAGUUUUGCAGGGCUUACGCUGGCAGUCAGUCCGCUGUUUGCAAAUAUUGUGUGGGCUCCGCGCGCGGCGGGCUGCGGAGGGUCUGGACCGGGCGUCUGAUCGCCGGGCCCGGGAGUUUGCAUGAAACUUUCACCUGCGCUCGCGGGGACAGUUUCGGCUCCGACGCCAGACCGCGUAGCGCCCUGUCCUCCCGGCCGCGGGGACUGUCUUUUCCAGCCCGACAUGGAUGUGCUCCCCAUGUGCAGCAUCUUUCAGGAGCUCCAGAUCGUACACGAGACGGGCUACUUCUCGGCCCUGCCGUCCCUGGAGGAGUACUGGCAACAGACCUGCCUAGAGUUGGAACGUUACCUCCAGAGCGAACCCUGCUAUGUUUCAGCCUCAGAGAUCAAAUUUGACAGCCAGGAAGAUCUGUGGACCAAAAUCAUUCUGGCUCGGGAGAAAAAGGAGGAAUCUGAACUGAAGAUUUCUUCUAGUCCCCCAGAGGAUACGCCGAUCAGUCCAAGCUUUAGUUACAACAUAGAGACCAACAGCCUAAACUCAGACGUCAGCAGCGAAUCUUCUGACAGCUCAGAGGAGCUUUCACCCACUGCCAAGUUUACCUCUGACCCCAUUGGCGAAGUUUUGGUCAAUUCGGGAAAUUUGAGUUCCUCCGUCACCUCCACACCUCCUUCUUCUCCAGAACUGAGUAGGGAUCCUUCUCAACUGUGGGGGGGUGUGUCCAGUGAGCUGCCCUCGCCAGGAAAGGUGCGCAACGGGACUUCAGGGAAGCCCGGGGACAAGGGCAGUGGUGACGCCUCCCCAGACGGCAGGAGAAGGGUGCACCGGUGCCACUUCAAUGGCUGCAGGAAAGUUUACACCAAAAGCUCCCACUUGAAAGCACAUCAGCGCACGCACACAGGAGAAAAGCCUUACAGAUGCUCAUGGGAAGGGUGUGAGUGGCGUUUUGCAAGAAGUGAUGAGUUAACCAGACACUUCCGAAAGCACACCGGUGCCAAGCCUUUUAAAUGCGCUCACUGUGACAGGUGCUUCUCCAGGUCCGACCACCUGGCCCUGCACAUGAAGAGGCACCUCUGAGGGGGCAGAGAAGUGAAUCCUGUAGGCUAAAAGGCUUCCAGGCUGAGAGAUGGCCAUGGAAGGAGGGAUGCGUGUUCCAGCCAAAGCAUGCCAUUUGCACCCCACCCAGUUGCCUCCAGGACCUCUCCUCGGAAGGUCUUUCGAGGGCUACACAGUCAUGUAAGGAGCGGCAUUGCACCGUGGUGCGUGGUGUCUGGGUGACCCUGGAGUUGCCACUGGUCCUCACCUUCUGAGUGGCUCCUGAGCCUUUGCCGUGAGCAUGCGCACUGAGAAUGUUAAUGGUUGGGUUGACUGUAUGUUGAGGAUCUAUCACUGACUGUAUGAUGAGGUAAACUUUUUCUCCUUGUGGCAGCGAGACUGCAAGAGACAGGAAAAAAGUAGUUUGAAUGUUUUGUGUGUAAGGAGUAUACCGUGAGAUGAGACAACCACCAGUCAUUUCCUGGGGGGUGUCUGCACCUUAGAAAAACAAAACAAAACAAAAAACAACAACAAAAAACAAAAAACAAAAAAAAGGAAAAACCUGGAGGGUGGGAGUGGGAACUCAGGACCCCAGAGCGGUGAGUGGUAUGGGGAAGGGGAGCCUCUUUACCCCUUUCCUGUGUGAAAGGAACUUUUGGUGUCUGGUGCAGCUAUUAAACGUGCAAUGUGUCAAGUAGCUUGUUUUACUUGCUACAACAGAGCUCAUUUGUAACCCAUUGUAUAAGCUGUGUAUUUACAAAUAUAACACAAUGAUACUUUUCCUUAUAAUACAAAAAGUCAUGCAUGGUCUGGGAAACUGUAUGCUUUUCCAUUUUUAAAUCAGGACUGCAAUCUUGAUUCCAGUUAAUGAGCAGCUAAGAUACAAUUUGUCUAAUACAGUAAUCCCUAGCCACCUGGGCCUGGCAAUACACAAUAUUUCCCCCAUUCAGUUUCGUACCACUCCCUUCCAGAAAGAUGUCGUGCAGCAUAGGAUUAGUUUUUAAAUGAUUCUGAAUUUAAGUUAAGUUUUUGGAGGUUUUUGUGAUGCCCUUUGAAGAAAUUGGACAUAUACUGAGUCAAAAAGCUGGGGCUGGGAAUUGCUGGUCUGAUGUUACAGUAGACUGAGAACUAAAAUUUUUCUCAGUUGGGUGGAUAAAACCACUAAAGCUUAGAACUGUUUUCUCAUGCAGCUAUGUUUCUCUUAUUUAUGCCUUGAGGACUAAUUUCUGGUUUUCUAGCUGUUAAUGCACUGUUGACCUUCAUAAUGGUGCCUUAUGCAAGUGACCCCUUUUGUGGGGGUCUCACACAGGGGUAUGGGUGAUGCAUGCUUUAUUAAGGCUCUUUUUUCACCUGGCAUUGUACUGUAUCAAUGUAUAAUACAGAAAAAAAAAAACCUCUUUUAGGUCCUCCUUCACAAAGACAAAUAGAUGAAAACUCCCUUAACUUGUCAGUAUUUGUUCAAUAUUUUAGACAACUUGACUAUCAGUGUUAAAAUGGAAAACACAUGAUAAUCGAAAGAUCUGACCAAUUCUGCCACCGUGAACUGUCACAUAGAUCUUGCACAACAAGUGUAUAGACCACACACCGGCUGUAUUUAAUAUGUAACAUUUCCCACACAUUAAUGAUACAGAGUAUGAAACAAUGUUAGUGUAUUUGCUUAAAAGGCACAAGUUUCAUGUACCUGUCUAGCUAUCUGUUGGUAAUACAGAAGGUAUACUACUUUUUUUAAAAAGUUGGCAGGAUUCUUGUGUAUGUAUAUUUGUGUGUACAGUAUGUGUAUGUGUGUAUAUAUAUAUUAUAUAUAUAGAUAAUAUAUAAAUAUUUUUUUUAAGGAGAAACUAGAAUGUUUUGCUAGAAAAGUCCACAGCCUGUGAAGAAAUAUUUCAAAAUGGCCAUAAAGGAGGUAAAAUGAAAGCUAUAAUCUAACUUUUAUAGAGGCUUUAUCUUUAAUUUAAUGAUUUGCUAAAGACUUUCUUGGCAUUGAAUCUAUUCCACACUGCUGACUUUGCUUGUUGCUAUUGGCAAUUCUGGAAUAGGGUCCCUUUGGCCAUUCAGAAGUGGCGUGAACAGAAUACUGGAGCGCUAGUCAGACUCAGACACACUAAGGUUUUUAUUUUGAAUGUCAGCCUUAUUAGAAGAUCUAACCUAAGCUAAUCACAGGGAUUCUUUUUAGAACACUUUUUAUGCAAAUGAAGCUAUUUUUUCCAGCAUGUAGAUUUUCCAAGUUUUUCCAAGGAGUAAUUUCCCCAAAUUGGCAUACCACAGCAUGGACAGCUGAUAUUUCAUCCCGCUGUGGGUUCGUGGGUGUGGAUCUUUUCUUUAUAUAUAUAUAUAUACACACACAUAUAUACAUAUACAUGUGAGUCUGGCUGGGCUGGUAUUUUGUUUGAUCUUCCUGGAGAUGAGCGAUGAUUAAAGCUCACGUAACUGGUUUUUUUAAUCUGGGCUGAUGAACACAUUUACCUAAAGAACUCAUUUCAAUUUGCUUAGGGGGAAAAUGCACUUUUCUUUUGGCAAUUCGAAAUCCAAGCACUUGAUUUGCUGGGUUUUGGAAAACUCCUUUUUUGGCCCUGCUGUGUGCUUAGCCAUAACAAUUCCAUUAAGCAAGAAGGUAAACAAAAGACCAAAAAAAAAGAAAGAAAGAAAAACUUGCACUGGCUUGUCUCACUUAUGAAAAACACCACUGGAGUUGUUUGGCUGGGCGGGGCUGGGGCCAUACAUGUCAAUGCCUGUAAUUUUCAUAAUGAGCAGGUACAUAAAGAAGUACAUUCUGUUCAGGUGAUAACUGAGCCUCAAUCAAGCAGAAACUUUUUGCUUGAAAUUUAAAAAAAAAAGAAAAAUUUCUAUUAGUGAAAUUUCUUUUUCUUUUCUUUCUUUUUUUUGUUUUUGGAAGCACCCUGUUAUCUAAAGAAUCUUUGUAAGAUUUUUGUAAAAUUUUGUUUUACAAGAUUUUAUUUGAAAUUGUUUUUUGCAAGAUUGUUAUAUUUCUGUAUGAAUGUAU
Molecule: messenger RNA, 4037 nt
Organism: Cynocephalus volans (Philippine flying lemur)
Lineage: Eukaryota; Metazoa; Chordata; Mammalia; Dermoptera; Cynocephalidae
Gene: KLF6
Product: KLF transcription factor 6
Exons: 4
Coding region: 125-1078 (317 amino acids)
Biological process (GO): regulation of transcription by RNA polymerase II
Molecular function (GO): RNA polymerase II cis-regulatory region sequence-specific DNA binding; DNA-binding transcription factor activity, RNA polymerase II-specific
Source: RefSeq, a predicted model, not a curated record